AUGCUGCAGUCCAAAGAGAAAGUUCUCGGAGACAUCAAAGGAAAAAUUGACCGAGAGAUCAAGCUCAUUCAGGGGUUUCAGGCUGUGAAGCGCAACACUUCAAACCAAGAAGUUAUUCAACGGUGCAACACGCAAAUUCGCGAGACCCAGUCUAACAUUGAUUAUCUCCAAGAAACGUUUGAUAAGCUUCAACUCAAGGUUGGAGAAUCUCAGAACACCGUUUCAUCUGGGCGGGGAGAAAUUGAAGGCUCACCACGAAAAGCCCGCGUGACUUCGAUAGCUGCACCCUUGUACUCCCGGUUUGAUCUCAUAAAAUAUGACUGCCCGUCAUUGGGUCAUAAGAUUCAAUAUAUGCUUCAACAGCUUCAGUUCAAGCUCCAGGUGGAGAAUCAGUACCGCUCGGCAAACGAGAAAAUAUCGCACUUAUACUUGAUGGAUGGAGACAAGUCUUCGUCAAGUGCUGCUGAGGGCGGCAAGCUCGAAUCUGACCAACGGAUUCAGAUCUUGAACAGAUCGUUGAAAAAGUACCAGGGCAUGUUUGUUGAUGUUGAAGAAGUCAACCGUGAUUUGGAAAUUAUGAACACUCCCAAAUAUGCCAGAAAGCCUUUGACUGGACGUCUUAAUAUCCAAAUAACUUGCAUCAGGGAUGUGGACCACAUCGCACUGCCUAUGUUUAACAAGAAGUCGGAGUCCAUUGUCUCGAUAAAAAUCGAUGAUGUGGAGCGUGCCAAAACAAAUGGAUCACGGAACGGCAAGUUCAAUGACGAUUUUCUGCUCCAAGUGGAAAAGGCUCACGAGUUGGAGAUCACUGUCUAUGAUAAGUCCGGCAAUCAUCGUACCCCUGUAGCUUUGACCUGGAUUCUUCUUUCAGACAUUGCCGAGGAAAUCCGUAAAAAGAAAAUUGCCAAUGAAAUGGGAAAUGACGUUUGGAUACCAGCUCUGAGCAUACCUGCGCAAUCCUUGAACAGACCCCCGAUGGUUCCUCUGGGAAACUCAAAUUUUCUGGUACACAGUGGGCCCUCUGAUGACUCAACAGAUAAAGUAAAGUCCUCAGUGGAUAGUACGAAAGCCAUACUGGUAUCCGCCUGGGUCAAUCUUGAACCAGUCGGCCAAAUUUUGCUCAAUCUCACUUUUGAAAAAGACACUGGUGAGAGCAGAUCCGCUUUCAUGGGUGCUCUUGGUCGUCACGGUGCCAUCAAGCAAAAAAAGGAAGAAGUUUUCGAACAGCAUGGUCAUCAGUUCGUUCAAAAACAAUUUUACAAUAUCAUGUCAUGCGCCUUGUGUGGCGAAUUUUUACGAUACUCUGGAUUCCAGUGCCAAGAUUGUCGACUUUUGUGCCACAAGAAGUGUUUCCAGAAGGUUGUUACUAAAUGUAUUUCAAAAUCGGGAACGACUUUCGAGGACGAAGUCAAAUUCAAGCACCGCAUUCCUCAUAGAUUUGAGCCUGUUCUGAACCGUGGUACCAAGUGGUGUUGUCACUGUGGCUACAUACUCUCAUGGGGAAAGAAAAAUGUCCGCAAAUGUUCGGAGUGUGGUGUCAUGUGUCAUACUCAAUGUACACAUUUGGUUCCUGACUUCUGCGGCAUGUCUAUGGAGAUGGCCAACAAGAUUUUGAUGACAAUCAAGUCUACUAACCCUCCAAAAACGUCUGUGAAGCAAAAGGAUAAAGAUGUACCGCCAAUUCCAUCCAAAUUUAGUGGGACACAAAUGAUCCCACCGUUGCAGACUACACCAAGCACUGACCAGUACUCUCGAACUGAAGAAUCGCUAAGCAAAGAGAAUGCACACUCACAUCCAUACCAUAAAUUGCAACCUCAGUCUCUGCAGGCUCAACGGUUUGAAGAUGAAGAGGACAGUGGCAUGAAAUUUAAAUUGCCCACGAAAUCAAACAAACAAGUGCAGGAAUCAAUUGACUCACCAUACGCAAGACACCCAAUAAGAUCCUCACCCCAUGAAGAUGAUAAAAUAGCAGAUCGUGAUUUGGAAGACCAAAGACAUGACUAUACUUUUAUUUCCAACAAACUGGAGGACUUCGAAACAGGAAACAAUCCUCAAAGUAAGAUGCUUGCAGACACCAGCACCAACAAUCCAUUUGAGUCGUCAAGUAACGUUAACGCAUUCGAAAAUUUCAAUUACAACGAUACUAUUCUUCCUCGUGAUGUGCCUCAAGUAUCUGCACAAGAAGCAUCGUCCCAUAGUCGAACGCGCGAGGGUCGCUCGAGCAGGUCGAAGAAAAGAAGGAGAAUCGGACUUGAUGAUUUUCAAUUCUUAGCUGUUUUGGGCAAGGGUAACUUUGGUAAAGUCAUGUUGGCAGAAUCCAGACAAACAGCGAAGUUGUGUGCCAUUAAAGUUUUAAAGAAAGACUUCAUUGUUGAGAAUGAAGAAGCUGACAGUGUAAAAUCUGAAAAAAGAGUUUUUCUUACUGCCAACAAAGAAAUGCAUCCUUUCCUUUUAAAUUUACAUUGCUGUUUCCAAACUGAGAACAGAAUUUACUUCGUCAUGGAAUACGUCUCUGGCGGCGACUUGAUGUGGCAUAUUCAAAAGAACCGAUUCACCGCUAAGCGGGCAAAAUUCUAUGCCUGCGAAGUUUUAUUGGCUUUGAAGUAUUUUCAUGAAAAUGGUAUUGUGUACCGAGACUUGAAACUAGACAACAUUUUGUUGACAACGAAGGGACACAUAAAGAUAGCGGACUACGGAUUAUGUAAGGAAAACAUGUGGCACAGGGGCACAACGGGCACGUUUUGUGGUACGCCAGAAUUUAUGGCUCCAGAAAUUAUUGGGGGCAAGCAGUACGAAAGAUCAGUGGAUUGGUGGGCAUUUGGGGUUUUGAUGUUUCAAAUGUUGUUAUGUCAGAGUCCUUUCAAAGGCGACGACGAAGAUGAUGUUUUUAAUGCAAUUGAGCAUGAUGAUGUAAGAUACCCAAUCAGCAUGCCUCGGCAAACAGUCCUAAUUUUGCAGGCUUUGUUGACCAAAGAUCCAAAAGAAAGAUUGGGCAGUGGUGAAAGGGAUGCUUUAGAAAUUAUGGAGCAUCAAUACUUCCUGGAUGUCAAUUUCGAUGAUGUAUUGAACUUACGUAUACAACCCCCAUUCCUCCCGGAAGUUACGAGCGAGCAUGACUACUCAAAUUUUGAUCAAGAGUUCACCUCUGAGACACCAAGGUUGACUCCUGUGGAAACUGUCUUGACCUCAGAGAUGCAAGAACAGUUCCGUGGGUUUUCGCACAUAGCAGACGAUGCCCCUGUUUGA
Messenger RNA from Metschnikowia bicuspidata var. bicuspidata NRRL YB-4993, 3246 nucleotides. RefSeq names its product protein kinase C (gene PKC1). NCBI's taxonomy places the organism in Eukaryota, Fungi, Ascomycota, Pichiomycetes, Serinales, Metschnikowiaceae. Gene Ontology annotation, molecular function: ATP binding; diacylglycerol-dependent serine/threonine kinase activity. The record is from RefSeq and is a predicted model, not a curated record. The transcript has a single exon. Bases 1 to 3246 code for a protein of 1081 amino acids. Gene Ontology annotation, biological process: protein phosphorylation; signal transduction; fungal-type cell wall biogenesis.